CUGCCUGUCAGGACAUCCCACCUUGCCAUGCAACGUGCUCAAGUUCAAAUCCACCACCAUCAUGCUGGACUGUGGGCUGGAUAUGACAUCCACCCUCAACUUCCUCCCCCUGCCUCUGGUCCAGAGCCCCAGGCUGUCCAAACUUCCUGGCUGGGUUUUAAAAGAUGGAAGCAUGUUUCUGGACAAGGAGCUGAAGGAGUGCUCUGGCCAUGUGUUUGUAGACUCUGUGCCUGAGUUCUGCUUGCCAGAGACUGAACUGCUUGACCUCUCCACAGUGGAUGUGAUCUUGAUCUCCAACUAUCACUGCAUGAUGGCCCUGCCCUACAUCACAGAGUACACAGGAUUCACUGGAACAGUUUAUGCCACCGAGCCCACUGUUCAAAUUGGCAGGCUCCUGAUGGAAGAGCUGGUGAAUUCCAUUGAACGCGUGCCAAAGGCUCAGUCUGCCUCCAUGUGGAAGAACAAGGAGGUGCAGAGGUUGCUGCCAGCCCCGCUGAAGGAUGCAGUGGAGGUGUCCAUGUGGAGGAAGUGCUACACCAUGCCUGAGGUGAACGCAGCCCUCAGCAAGAUCCAGCUGGUGGGCUACUCCCAGAAAAUCGAGCUGUUUGGUGCUGUGCAGGUCACCCCUCUGAGCUCGGGCUACGCUCUUGGGAGCUCCAAUUGGAUUAUCCAGUCACACUAUGAAAAGGUUUCUUAUGUUUCAGGAUCUUCCCUGCUUACAACACACCCUCAGCCCAUGGACCAGGCUUCCCUUAAGAACAGCGACGUUCUCAUCCUGACAGGGCUGACCCAGAUCCCCACUGCCAACCCCGAUGGAAUGGUGGGAGAGUUCUGCAGCAACCUGGGUAGGUCACUGACAGAAAUCUCCUGCCUGUUUUAUCAUCUUAUUCAUGGCUUUGGGUGGGAAAUAAUUCUGAGAUUCCUGGAAUUGAAUAAGUUCCUGCUGGAGUGCCUCUAUCAGUACAUUGACUCUGCAGGACUCUCCAAUGUCCCCUUUUAUUUCAUCUCACCUGUUGCCAACAGCUCCCUGGAGUUCUCCCAGAUCUUUGCUGAGUGGUUGUGUCAUAACAAACAAACAAAGGUGUAUCUUCCAGAACCUCCUUUUCCCCACGCUGAGCUCAUUCAGACAAACAAAUUGAAACAUUAUCCCAGCAUCCAUGGAGACUUCAGCAAUGACUUCAAGCAGCCCUGUGUGGUGUUCACUGGGCAUCCCUCUCUCAGAUUUGGGGACGUGGUGCAUUUCAUGGAGCUGUGGGGAAAAUCCAGCUUGAACACUGUUAUAUUCACAGAACCUGAUUUCUCUUACCUGGAUGCUCUGGCUCCCUAUCAGCCCUUGGCAAUGAAAUGUGUUUACUGCCCCAUUGACACCAGACUCAACUUUAUUCAGGUGUCUAAACUACUCAAAGAAGUCCAGGUAAUGAAUUUUCUGCUGCCUUUUCUUAGGUUUCUUCACACAGCUGAAAUUAAAUAAAUGAAUUGUGAGCACAUGUUGCAUUAAACAAAAAUGGAGACAACACCCAGAUCCUUUUCUCCAUGAAGAAACCACAGCAUUGAGCUCUGCUUUAGGAGAGGUCUAAGAAAAAGAAAGUUCUUGUAGUAUCUGCUGUUCCCCCUCCACUCUUUGUGCUUUAGUGGCCCAUCCCAUUUGUUUCUACUAAAAUUUGCUUUCUGACUCAUGACAUAAUUAAAAUAAUAACCAGAUUUUUUUCCUGGCUGAGCAUUUCCCUGUGUUCUGUCUUGCUGAACUCUGAAAUGCACAUUCUCCCAAACCCCCUAACAAUGCCUGCAUCUCUUUAUCUCAUUGUUCUGCAACCUGGCUUGUCCCUGCAAACUCACAGAGCUGCCCCUGCCUGCCUUUGCAUAAACAUCUCCUUCAUGUUGUGCUGUCUCCAGGGCAGCUUUAGAGCCACUGGCUUCUCCUUUGGCUUCCUUCAGCCCUGCAGGGACAACCAGCCUGUUUAUGCUUUCUUAACAUAUUGCUGCAAAACUCCAGGAAUUGUUUCUGCAGCCUCAAUUACAGCCAAUGCUUCUGCAGCCCCACAUGUUGACAUUGG
This is a messenger RNA of Zonotrichia albicollis (white-throated sparrow), 2054 nucleotides long. The record is from RefSeq and is a predicted model, not a curated record. NCBI's taxonomy places the organism in Eukaryota, Metazoa, Chordata, Aves, Passeriformes, Passerellidae.